This is a messenger RNA of Rosa chinensis, 582 nucleotides long. RefSeq lists its product as uncharacterized. Lineage: Eukaryota; Viridiplantae; Streptophyta; Magnoliopsida; Rosales; Rosaceae. The record is from RefSeq and is a predicted model, not a curated record. The coding region runs from base 86 to 322 and encodes 78 amino acids. The transcript has 3 exons.
CCUCCCCUUCUUGCCCAAAGGCACACACAGCUGAUUGCGAAAUUAGGGUUUUCAGGUCCUCUUGUUCCUUGUUCGAUUUCCAGCCAUGGGAGGAGGCAACGGUCAAAAGGCCAAGAUGGCGCGUGAGAAGAACUUGGAGAAGCAAAAAGCCGCUGGAAAGGGAAGCCAGCUUGAAAAAAACAAGAAAGCCAUGUCAAUCCAGUGCAAGGUGUGUAUGCAAACAUUCAUGUGCACUACCUCGGAGGUGAAGUGCAGGGAGCAUGCUGAAGCAAAGCAUCCGAAGUCUGAUGUGUAUGCCUGUUUCCCUCAUCUCAAGCCGUGAAGGAACAAACAUCUGGCUGGAGAAGCAGUUGCUGGAACAGAUUAUUAUCAAUGUUAUUCCGCUCUAUGUAUAUUUUCUAGAAUGAUUCUCCCGAGUUGUUCUAGAUCAAUAGCUAUUUAAGCAAGUGUUCAUGUGUUGUGGGUGUGUUUGGGAGAGGUAUCUCCUUGUUUAAGUGAAGCUUGGUCUUAAUGAUCAUGACUGCUGGUGUUAAUCUUCAAAAAGCCACUCUUUACAUGAAUUCAUGGUUUGGUUUCACCAUU